Molecule: messenger RNA, 3883 nt
Organism: Clupea harengus (Atlantic herring)
Lineage: Eukaryota; Metazoa; Chordata; Actinopteri; Clupeiformes; Clupeidae
Gene: rab6a
Product: remodeling and spacing factor 1
Exons: 12
Coding region: 111-1829 (572 amino acids)
Molecular function (GO): GTPase activity; GTP binding
Source: RefSeq, a predicted model, not a curated record
UAUUUGCCUGUACCGCAAGGACCUCUGGGCCACUAGCUUCAUUGACGCGUUGAAUUGUGGGCAGUCAUUGGUCCUCCGCGCUUACAGUCUUCUGCUCUUCCAUCGGAAAAAUGGCUGCUUCGGCAGCAGCGGCGGCUUCUUCCCCCGGGUUGUGCCCAAGCUUCGCUGUGAUCUGUUCGUUUUUAGAGCGAUAUGGAGCCCUACUGGAUUUGCCCGAACUUACAUUUCCACAGUUGGAAAGAUAUCUCCAGGAUAGCUCUUCAGUUCCUAAGCUGUUGGUUGACCUCCACGUGAAGUUGCUGAGGAAAAUAGGCAAGUCCGUGUCGGCAGAUAGAUGGGAAAAGUACCUUAUAAAGGUAUGCCAGGAGGUCAACAGCACCUGGGCAUGGGACCUGGAGCAGAAGGGUUAUAAAGAGUUGACGGUGGACUGUAAGACAGGGAUUCUCAAACACCUUUGCGAGUGUCAGUUUGAUGACAAUGUCAAGUUCAAAACUGCAGUCAAUGAGGAGGAUCCGGACAAGAUGCGUCUGCAGCCUAUCGGCAAAGACAAAGAUGGCUUAAUGUAUUGGUUUCAGUUAGACCAGGACAGUAACGUACGCGUAUAUGUGGAAGAACAGGAUGACCUGGAUGGGUCGUCAUGGAAGUGCAUUGUGAGAACCCGAAGUGAUCUUGCUGAGGUGCUUGCUCUGCUGAAAACGCAGAUCGACCCCGCGCUUCUGGUCAAGAAGGAGGGAGAGGAGGGGUCCACAAGCACCUGUCCAAACCCAGAAGAUGAAGAGAAGAGGAAGGGUGAAGACAACGGGGAGAUGAAAAAAGAGGGAGACUCAGAAAAGGACGAGGACAAACUACCCAAGGAAAACAAAUCACCGCUGUCUCCCAAGACUGAGAGUCAAACUGACAGCACAGUAAAUGAGAACAUGAAGCAGGAAGUCCCUGCUGGGGAUGCAGCACUGAAAGCCUCUCAGAAAGGGGUCGACGUGGUGCCGGAGAAACCUGUCGGAGAGAAAGAGGAGAAUGCAGUGACAACAACAAUCAAGGAAGAGCCCAUGGAGGUAACAGAACCACCCAGAGAGGGUUCUGAGGGGGCCGCAAGUAAACCUACUGGUCCACUGAAAACAGAACCAGCGGAGGAAGCCAGGAGAAAAACAGCAGAGGAGGUCCAGAGAGCGAUCAAGAGUGACCAGCAGGCCAAAAUCCCCUUGAAGAAGAGGGAGAUGAAGCUUAGUGAGGACUUUGAUAGCAAUAUCAGGUUGCAGCUGUGGGACACGGCGGGCCAGGAGCGCUUCCGUAGCCUCAUUCCCAGCUACAUCCGCGACUCGGCCGCAGCUGUGGUUGUGUACGACAUCACAAGUAGGUACCCCACCAGAACCCCCCUGCCCUCCGUGCGACUGCAGCUUUGGGACACGGCCGGUCAGGAGCGCUUCCGGAGUCUGAUCCCUAGCUACAUACGAGAUUCUACUGUGGCCGUGGUUGUCUUUGACAUCACAAAUGUCAACUCCUUCCAGCAGACCACAAAAUGGAUUGAUGAUGUCCGAACCGAGAGAGGAAGUGACGUCAUCAUCAUGCUGGUUGGGAACAAGACUGAUCUUGCAGAUAAAAGACAAAUAACCACAGAAGAGGGUGAGCAGAGGGCAAAGGAACUGAGUGUUCUGUUUAUCGAAACGAGCGCAAAGACAGGCUACAAUGUGAAACAGCUUUUCAGACGUGUGGCUGCUGCUUUGCCUGGCAUGGAGAGCAAUCAGGACAAGAGCAGAGAAGACAUGAUUGACAUAAAGCUGCCUGCAGAUUCACCAGAGCAGCCUGUCAACGAGAGUGGCUGCUCCUGUUAAGCCUUCACCACAGCCUCCUUUUCCUCUCUCUCUCUCUUUCUCUCUCUCCCUCUCUGUUUACUGUCUGUCCACCUUUUCCACUCUAUGCACUCACAUUAUUUCUUUCUUUACCUCUCCCUCUGUCCCUCUUUCUCUCGCUCUCUCCUCCUCUCUUUCUGCUUGUCUUUCGUGGGGCUCAGCAUCACUGCUUCUCUAAGGCUGGCGUCCUCCUCCCCUCGGCUGCAGAGUCAGUAUCCCAGCCUGGGAGACAAAAGAGAACACUACUGGUCCAUCGUCAUUGUCGUCGUGUUUUUGUGCUGAUUCACUGAGAAGACCUUAAGCUUAACAAGCACAACGUGGAUGUGAAUGGUGUUUCCUUUCGUUUGCUCUUUUUUUCAUGGUUAAUGUUUUUUUUUUUUUUUUUGUUCGUUCGUUCUAAUUUUUUUGCUUUUGUCCAUUUCACUUUGGGUUUGGAGAAAAAAAAUUGUCAUUGUUUUUGCAUUACCUUGUAAGUCACUGUAUCAUGUUAACCUAUGUUUACCCAUAUGAAUGGAUGCCCGACUGAAAUACUAUUAAGAGCACCCGAGCCGUGACGUGACGAGUUGGCCAUGCGUUGUAGUGUUUAUGUGUUCAGGACCCGCUCUACACACGACCUACUCAAGUUACGUGUGCGGAGUCUAGUGCACAGUGUGUAGAGCAAAUAUUCAAAUCUCCAAUCACCACAGCGCAGCAUAAUUCCAAGUGUGCAGUCAAUGGCCAGUGCUGUGGUGACGGUAAAACCCAGAACCAUUGUGUUCAGUACGCCAUAUGCAGCAAAUUGCGCCAAGGCGUGGACAUAUUGGUUUCUGUCUCUCUGCAAAAAAGAUUAUGUUUUUACUGAAAGAAAUGGUGUCCCUUUCUUCACUGGUGAAGAGUUACAAUUAACAAUGCACAGGCAAAUCAGCGUGCUGUUGUCCCCUUACCUGCCAGUCCUAACGCUGAUCCAGUGUGUAGCUGUGUCCCCCUACCUGCCAGUCCUAACACUGAUCCAGUGUGUAGCUGUGUAGAUGCUCAGACGCCCGGUGUGGGCCGCUAAAUCAAUGUGGGAAGAGUAAGCAGUCAACAGCAAUGAGAAUUGUGUUUACAAAAGAUGGAUUUUGAUUUUGAUGUAUAAAGUUGACUCUCGUAGUGUAAGCCACCGUGUGGCCUAUGGGUUGAUGGAUUGAUUGGCUGCCAUGGCAACAGAAUGAGCGCUCCGAGUACUUCCCCAGUCAGAACAGUUCCCAGAAAUCUCCUGUCCUAGCUAUUACUUUUACCUCAGCUGCCAUUUCUCAGUGUUUUUCCUUUUUUUUUUCUUUUUUUUUUUUUUCUCUUUUCUUUUUUUUUUUGAUUUUUCACAUGUCGUUCCAGAUUAAAUAAUCUAUAGAUUUUAAAAGAGUGUAGGUGAAAAAAAAAUAUGCUUAAAAAACAACAGUAGAUGUUAAUAGGACUUCUUUUGUAUAUUGAGGGAAGUGUCAUACGUCUUUACUUAUAUCAGAUAAUAUGCAGACAUGCCUUGUAAGUGUUCUGUUUUAUAGGGCUUCCACUGGUCUGGUUAUUGUUAGCAUUGUAAAGUUUGAUUUUCAUGUUAUAUCAAUUCUUUAGAUGGAAUUAUUUUAUUUUAUUUUUUUUUAAUGGAAAUUAUUUAACAUGUUAAGUCAAUCAUGUUAUAAUAUAUUUAUUUCUACUGGAUCAUAUGACACCUUAAUUUUAGCAACUGAUUUGAAAAAAAAAAAAAAAAACACGUCCUGCCCCAAGGUGAAAUCAUCGACUAUGCUAAGCUACAUGCCAUCUAGGACAGUCACAUUUCUAAUUCAUACCUGAACAACAUACAGUGCAAUGUGGUUAUUUUUUCAUAUCUUCUGGAAGAAAAAUCACCCUGUUAUUUAGCCAUCACUAGUUUGGUCCUCCUGUAUGUGUCAUGAUUUCUGUUUGGAUGGAUUUUAAUAGUCACUGCAGUGUGCUGUUGUGAUGCUGUGCACAAAAGCCCAUACUUUGCACUGCUAGAUAUCAUGUGUGUCUUAUUGAUAUCCCUAAUAAAGAUCUGUAUUUAGUAA